Messenger RNA from Meloidogyne enterolobii, 326 nucleotides. Lineage: Eukaryota; Metazoa; Nematoda; Chromadorea; Rhabditida; Meloidogynidae. The record is from the annotation of a GenBank genome assembly.
AAUUGGGAAUUAUCGUCUAGACGGGUGGGUUGAAGAUCAAAAACUGGGAAUUGAGGUGAAUGGGUGCUGCUGGCAUGCAUGCAUCAAGUGUUACCCGGACGAUGGAAUUGUAUUGCCUUCUGGAAAGACAGCCGGCCGACAACGUGAAUCGGAUAAGAAGAGGCUCAACUUUAUUAAGUCUCAAGUACAAGAAGUUAAAGUUUACUGGGAAUGCGAGAUAAAAGCAAUGCUGAAGUUGGAUAAAGAAAUGAAGAAGAAUUUUGAUAGGUACCUGGAUAAUGGUCCGAUUGAUAUCCGCUCAGCAUUUUUUGGUGGGAGAACAGGUC